AUGACCUCCGAAAUCAAAGAUGUCGGCGUCUGGGCGCAAACCAAAACCCUCCUCUACAAGAAUUACCUGAUCAAGUGUAGGACGAAGAAGGACACGUUGCAGGAAAUCCUCUAUCCGCUGAUCUGGUCACAGAUAUGGCUGCUCUUGGUGCUGAUAAUGCCGAAUAAGCAUUACGAAGCCUCUCCGAACGACGUGCUCAGCGACCUGGAGAUCAGUCCGCUACCGACCGUCGGCUACACGCCAGCCACCAAUACCACGGAGAACAUCAUGGCCGUGGCGUGGGCGCAGUGUCUUGGAUCAGAUGUCGAUAUCAUGCCCUAUCCCGACGAGGAGAGUUUAAAGGCCGCCAGCUCUUCCUUCCUGCACUUCGUCGGCAUCAAAUUCGAAGACUCCAUGUCGUACCAGCUCAUGUUCUUCCCGUUCUUCAUCCCAAAGCCAACUUUGUACAUACAAGCCUCUCAGGUGAGACAAACGGUCGGUGGCCCUCAAGAGCCCGAACUGAACAUUACUGCCUAUAGCAGUGUGAUCCUGUAUAGCUGUAGUGGGGACAAUAAGAUUCUAAAGACCAAUCACUCGGCCUGGAAGGAGCUGGCCAGGACAAAGGUCAUGAUAAUGGAGAAGCUGCCGAUGGUGGAAGUAGACAGCUACUACCAUGCCCUCAUGUCCAUCUGCCUCGUCAUGGCCUUCUCGCCGUUUGGCUGCUCGCCGGCCGCCUACAUUGUAGCCGAAAAAGAAAAAAAGCUGAAAGAGUUUAUGAAGAUCCUGGGGCUCCACGACACGGCGUUCUGGCUCCCGUGGGUUCUGCUGUACAUCGUUUUCAUUCUGCUGGUCUCUAUACUCAUGGCGUGCAUCACCACCAGCCUGACUCCAUUCAGUCACAGCAGCUGGCUCUUGGUCUUUCUGCUCUACGCCCUCUAUGGGAUAUCUCUGAUAAUGUUUGCAUUGAUGUUGACGCCACUUUUCAAAAAAGCCAAACAAGCCGGUGGCAUUGCUUUCCUGUCCACGCUCAUCCUCAGCGCUUUGGGUAUUUUCAUUGUGCUGAAAGACGAUUUCCCAAAGUCCUUUGUGUGGUUUUUUAGUCCGUUCUGUCAGUGCACGUUCAUGAUCGGCAUAGCUCAGGUCAUGAUCCUCGAGCAGAAUGGAAAUGGCGCUCAGCUCUUUAAUCUGAAGGAUGGCCCCUACCCGCUUAUCAUCACCUUUAUUUUCCUGGUGGUGGACAGUGUGAUGUACCUGCUCCUGGCGUCGUACCUCGACCAGAUUCUCCCGGGAGAGUACGGUUUGAGACGGUCACCUCUGUUCUUCCUGAAGCCGUCUUACUGGUCGAAGAGGAGGAGAAAUUAUGGGGUGCUCAGUGAGAGCUUCUUCGGCACCAACACAGAUCUGAGCGACCUGGUGGAGCCCGUACCUCUAGGCCUGCAUGGGAAGGAGGCCAUCAGAAUUAAAAAUAUCCAUAAGUCUUUCAAGAAGCAGAAUCGGCAGGUGGAAGCAUUACAAGGGCUCACCUUGGACAUAUAUGAAGGACAGAUAACCGCUUUGCUUGGGCACAGUGGCACCGGCAAAACAACUCUGAUGAAUAUUUUAUGCGGCCUCUGCCCGCCAUCUGAAGGAUCGCUAACUAUCUAUGGACACAGAGUGACCGACAUCGAUGAGAUUCUGGACAUCAGGAAGGUGAUCGGAGUCUGCCAGCAAAGCGACAUUCACUUCGAGGACCUCACUGUAGAAGAGAACCUGUCCGUCUUUGCCUCUCUGAAGGGGAUCAGCAAGCCAGCCAAAGAGCAGGAGAUCAAUAAGAUUCUUCAUGAUCUGGACAUGGAGGCCGUGAAGCACAACCAGGUGAAGAGCCUCAACAUGGGGCAGCAGAGGAAGCUGGCGGUGGGCAUCGCGGUUCUGGGCAACCCCAAGGUGCUGCUUUUGGAUGAGCCCACGGCGGGUAUGGAUUCCUGCUCCCGGUACACCGUCUGGAAUGUGCUGAAGAAGAGGAAGGCAAACAAUGUGAUCGUGUUCAGCACACACUGUAUGGAAGAAGCCGACAUCCUGGCCGACAGAAAAGCCGUCCUCUCCCAGGGGACACUGAAAUGUGUUGGAUCCUCUCUGUUCCUUAAGAGCAAAUGGGGUGUUGGCUACCGCUUAAGUAUGGAUAUAAAGCCCUCGUGUAACAUGGCGUCUGUCUCUGCGCUGGUCUCACAACACGUUCCAGGGGCCACCAUUAUACUGGCCACCGGCAGUUCCCUCAUCUACGGCUUACCAUUGAAGGACGUGGACAUAUUCCCAGGAUUGUUUUGUGCCCUGGACAACGACUGCAGCUUAGGUGUCCUGACCUACGGCGUGUCAGUCACCACGUUGGAGGACGUCUUCGUCAGACUAGAAACGGAAUCCGAUGUGGACCAGACAGAUGACAAUAUUUUCACUCAUCAGAAGAUGGACGAUGACAGCAAGUGGAAAUCCACCGAGGACAUCGACCAGGGCUUACUGUCCCUUCCCGAGUCCGAUCCCUGCACCGUGAGUGGCCGCGCUCUGUGGAAGCAGCAAGUCCGGACCGUAGCCAAGUUACAUUUCCGUAACUUAUACCGAGACCGCAAAUGUGUUCGAAACGUGUCUCUGUCUUUAUUCCUCUUCCUGGCUGUCCAGGCCGCAGUAAACAUCAUUCACUGGUACAACCACAAGCCAUCCGUCCCCAUUAGACUGUCUUCAGAGCUGUACUUCCUGCGCCCAGGACAGAAGAUCCAGAAGGACGUCACCAGCCUUCUUCUCCAGAGCUCCACAGGUGCCAGUAUUGAUGAGAUAAUUGAUCACCUUCACAGUCAAAGGAUACAAGUGGAUCUGAUGAACGGGACCGACUACAUGUCCGUCGCCCCGCACAGUGGGGCUUUGGAUGUCAUUAGUUCAGGAAAGUAUUUUAUCUAUGAAGCUGUGUUCAACAGUACCAUGGUGCACUCCCUGCCUGUCCUCAUCAACAUCAUCAGCAACACUCUGCUGAGACAGCUGCAUGUCAAUGAGAGCAUCCAAGUGUGGAGCAGCCCUUUCCCCCAGGAAUACUUGGAUGUAUCAUUUAAGAUCACUCUGUAUUUCCUGGUCAUAUAUCUGGGAAUUUUAGCUGCUGGGAUGUUGCCUUAUUUUGCCAUGGAGAACAUCUACAACCAUAAGGUGAAGGCCUACACCCAACUAAAGAUGUCCGGCCUCUACCAGUCUGCUUAUUGGGUUGGACAAGCUGUGGUGGACAUGCCUUUGUUUCUUCUGAUCCUCUUCAUCAUGCUGGCAACUUUGUUCAUCUUUAAUAAGGGAAUUUCCCUUUAUGCUGGAACAUUCGUCACCUUGAUCUUCUGCCUGAUCGGCUACGUGCCAGCGACGGUGCUGCUAACCUACGUGGCUACCUUUUCCUACAGACGCAUCAGCGACACCCGGCAGUGGUGGUCAAUUUUCUUUUCUAUGAUGUGUUUGAUCACCAUCACUGCUGUGGAGCUCGCCUCUGUCAUCGGGAACGAUAUGAUAUUUACUGUUUGCCACGACCUGUUCUCCUUAUUCAUCCCCAUCUACCCCCUGAUUGGUUGUUUGAUCUGUUUAAAGUCCUGGAAAGUUUCAGGGGAUGAGAACAGCUACACACAGCUGGGCCGGGUGCUGGUGGCAGUUUUAUCGCCGUACGUACAAUGCGUUGUCCUGCUGCUGCUCCUGCGCCACCUAGAGGUCAAGAAUGGGGGGAAAUCCAUCAGAAAAGAUCCUCUUUUCAGGACGAAGGAGAAGAAAGGCAAAGCGUGGAAAUUCACCGAGGUCCCGGAGGAUGAAGAUGAAGACGUCCGGGCAGAAAGAGCGCGGGUUGGCGAGUACAUGGCCGCUGACUGUUAUGAGAAGCCUGCCAUCAUGGUGAGCGGGUUACACAAAGAAUACAAUGAAAAGGGAAAGACCAUUGUGGGGAAGACGAUGAGGAAGGUCGUGGUCAAUAACAUAUCGUUCUGUGUGAGGAAAGGGGAGAUCCUCGGACUGGUGGGGCCGAACGCAUGUGGAAAAAGUACGAUAUUGGACAUGAUGGUGGGACAGACGGACCCCAAUGCCGGACAGCUCUUUAUUGGAGAGCCGGGCCCUGCAGGGGGAGGUGCGGCCCCCAUGCGGUUUGUGGGAUAUACCCCUCAAAUAAACCAUCUGUGGCCAGAGAUCCGAUUGCAGGAGCACCUGGAGACCUACGGAUCCAUCAAAGGCAUCAGCAGGAACAGCCUGAAGGAAGUGGUGGACAA
This is a messenger RNA of Nanorana parkeri, 4226 nucleotides long. RefSeq names its product ATP binding cassette subfamily A member 5 (gene ABCA5). NCBI's taxonomy places the organism in Eukaryota, Metazoa, Chordata, Amphibia, Anura, Dicroglossidae. Gene Ontology annotation, cellular component: membrane; intracellular membrane-bounded organelle. Gene Ontology annotation, biological process: lipid transport; transmembrane transport. The record is from RefSeq and is a predicted model, not a curated record. The transcript is spliced from 31 exons. The annotation marks the transcript as partial. Gene Ontology annotation, molecular function: ABC-type transporter activity; lipid carrier activity; ATP binding.